Molecule: messenger RNA, 1253 nt
Organism: Leptonychotes weddellii (Weddell seal)
Lineage: Eukaryota; Metazoa; Chordata; Mammalia; Carnivora; Phocidae
Source: RefSeq, a predicted model, not a curated record
GUGCUGGGCAGCUGAUCCCGGAGCUCUUCACUGCACGGAACCAAGCAAUUGGGACGUGACAGCUGCCCAUGGUGUCCGCUGCAGUUUGCUUUGGGGAUGGCAGAAUGCAAGGGAUGCUCUUAGUCCUGCUCUAUGUCUCUCACUCUUCUGCCAGUUGUGGCAUUCAGAAAACCAACGUUAUGGAAAUUUCCGAGGAAGGUUUGGUCAAAGACAAGGAAUUCCCAUGGGUGGUGUCGCUGCAGGAUUCCCAGUACACCCACCUGGCUUUUGGCAGCAUCCUUAGUGAGUUCUGGAUCAUCAGCAUCGCAUCCGUCUUGCAGAACAGGAAGGACGUCAUCGUUAUAGUUGGUAUAGCUAAGAUGGAUGCUAAAGUGAUUGCUCAUGAAGAGUAUCCAGUCAAUACCAUCAUCAUCCAUGAGGAUUUUGAUAAUAAAACCAUGACAAAUAACAUAGCCCUCCUGAAGACAGACACGCCGAUAGGGUUCAACAAUCUGAUCCAGCCCAUCUGCUUCCUCGACAGAAACCUGAAUAUGCUCUCAGCCUUGCGGAACUGCUGGGUGGCAGGAUGGAAUCCCACAUCUGCAACAGGAAAUCACAUGACGAUGAGUAUCCUGAGGAAAAUCUCCGUGAAAGACAUCGACCUGUGUCCCUUACACAAAAUCAAGAAAACAGGAUGUGGCAAUCACAUACAGCAGGAAACCGAUGCUGUCUGCUUGGGGGACCCAGGAAACCCGAUGAUGUGCCAGCUACAGCAACUGAAUAUGUGGGUGCUGAGAGGAAUCUUGUCCCACGGUGGUGAGAAUUGCCCUGGCCUAUUUCUGUACAUCAACGUGGAAGACUAUAGCGACUGGAUUAUGUCCAAGACUAAGAAAACCAGCCGUCCUCUGUCUUCCUUCCACCACUGGGAGGAACCAUUUCCUUUCCCCAGCUACUCAUCACAUAUCAUCGUGACACCGAAAAAACAUUCUGGGCUGGGCCAGGGUGAACAGUCCCAAGCAGACAUGCAAGAACAAAAUAAGGUCACCUUAUAUACAUUCCCAACAAAUAGCUCUACAGAGUCUCCAGACCUUGAGGAGAAAGGGUUAGGGGAAUUAGGCAAGUCUUCUGUUGUGUCCGUAGAUCCCAUUUACUCUGACUAUUAUGGGGAGGCUGGGGAGGGUAGUGGGCCUAUUUCAGGUCAGAACAGGUUACAUCAGCCCCAAGAAAUUAUCUUGUUUUUCUUUGUGCUUGUUUUCUUUUGCAAUGAUAUCUAG